GUGGGGGGUGUGGUUGGGGGUCCACAGGAGAUGCAGGAGCAUUCUUACCUAGACAUGGACUCUUAUCCCAACAAUGCUGCAAACCUUAAGUUGAGCCAGACAUCUCCCGAGUUGCCCCCGGCAACAGAAGGAGGCUCAGCUGCGAAAGACCUGCCCAAUGCCCAAUCCCAGCAGCAGGUCACCACCAGGCCUAAGCCCAUGACUCACCAGCUUUCCAGCCCUGAUUUCCAUGGUGAGGAGAAGAGUGAGCAGCUGACCAGCAUUGGGCAGAUCAAACCAGAACUUUACCGGCUGCGCCAGGGAGACCAGGGGGAUGGCAAACAAGGCGACACCUGCGGCAAAAUCAGCUUCCUCCUGCGCUACGCCUUCAACACGGAGCAGCUGGUGGUUAAGAUACUGAAAGCCCUGGACCUCCCGGCGAAGGAUGCCAAUGGUUUCUCCGAUCCUUAUGUCAAGAUCUACUUACUGCCUGAUAGGAAGAAGAAAUUUCAGACCAAGGUGCACAGAAAAACUCUCAACCCGGUUUUUAAUGAGACGUUCCAGUUCGGCGUGCCUCUGGCGGAGCUGCACUCGCGCAAGCUCCACUUCUCCAUCUACGACUUUGAUCGUUUCUCCAGACAUGACCUCAUAGGUCAAGUGGUGGUGGAUAACCUGCUGGACUUCAGCGAGGGCACCGGGGAGAAGCCAGUUUGGAGAAACAUCGUAGAAGGAACCGCGGAGAAAGCUGACCUGGGCGAGCUGAACUUCUCACUGUGUUACCUGCCAACAGCUGGCCGACUGACCAUCACCAUCAUUAAGGCCACCAAUCUGAAAGCCAUGGACCUCACGGGCUUCUCAGAUCCAUACGUAAAGGCAUCUCUGGUUUGUGAAGGUCGAAGGCUGAAAAAGAGGAAGACGUCCAUAAAGAAGAAUACUCUCAAUCCCACGUAUAAUGAGGCUCUGGUCUUUGAUAUCCCCAAUGAGAACAUUGAGAAUGUGUCGCUCAUCAUCGCCGUCAUGGACUACGACUGUAUUGGUCAUAAUGAGGUGAUCGGGAUGUGCCGUAUGGGCAGUGAUGCUGAUGGACCAGGAAGGGAGCACUGGACAGCCAUGCUGGCGAAUCCCCGCAAGCCUAUUGAACACUGGCACCAGCUGGUGGAGGAGAAAUCCAUAAACACAUACGUGUCAAAGAGUGUCACAGCCUCCCCUAAGCCACACAUAGUGGUGGACAGCCCUCACUCUGAGUAGAGAUGUCAGCAUUAUCUUUUUAGCAACAGAAAUACAUUCUUUCUUUUCAUCUGUGAAUAAUAAUUUAUCAAGAAAGAACCAGAGAAGAGACUGUGCUUGUGUUAGUGCUAUUCCUCUAAAUCAACCCUGCAGACCCAACACAAUAUAUAGAAAAAUAACUAGACUAGACCAGACACAAAUCACACACACAAACAGACAUACACAUGGAAUCGUAACAAAAUAACUGGCAUGGAUGGUUUUGCUUCAGGAAUGAUGUUAAAGUCAAAAUAUGUCAUGAUUUAUUCAGGGGAAAUAUGAAAAAAACAUUCCCACUUUAAAUAGAUAAUCUUUAUUUAGGUAUUUGAAACUGAGCCUACAAAAAAUUAGAUUUUAAUCACUUUAAAAAAAUAAAAUAAUCAGGAGAGACCUGAUUGAUUAUGGACCACAAAUGUUUCUGUGUAUGUGUGAGCGCAUGUGUGUACGUGAGUUUGUACGGGUGUCUGUGUGUAGCUAUAGAAAAUCUCUACAAGGUGUUUUCAGUCAGACAAAUAGCUGCAAGUUCUCAGAGUGGGUCUUCUCUGCCAAUGCAGAAUCCUUGAAACUGUUUCCUGUUUCUCUGGAGAGGAGGACUACUUUAUGACCGUUCCCAUAUGGAGAAGGAGAAAUAAGGACGGAUACAUUGGCCAAAUCGUGUCGUGCAGUAUUGAAAUGUGUCCCUCUGCCUUUUACAUUUUUAUCACCUUCUGCUUGGAGCUCAUUGAGAUCAGCAGUUUCCUUUUUUCGUUUGUUUACUAGAGUCCAACCAUUCUUCUUGUUCUACCAGAUACUGAAUGAAAUGAUUGGAGAAUAUGUUUCCCUGACAUGGACACACUGGCAAACUGAAUCCCAUUGAGAACUCUUCCAAAGGGAGCUAUCAUUGAUUUCAAACAUUGCCAGAGGACCCUAACUGGGAAGGACCUUGGAUUUGUGUGCACUUCCUGGAAACAUAUCCUACGGGGAAAAGAUCUGGCCAUAGUAU
Sinocyclocheilus rhinocerous is the source of this 2224-nucleotide messenger RNA. RefSeq names its product synaptotagmin-C-like. Gene Ontology annotation, molecular function: clathrin binding; calcium-dependent phospholipid binding; SNARE binding. The transcript has 10 exons. The record is from RefSeq and is a predicted model, not a curated record. Gene Ontology annotation, cellular component: plasma membrane; exocytic vesicle. Gene Ontology annotation, biological process: calcium-ion regulated exocytosis. Bases 31 to 1227 code for a protein of 398 amino acids. Lineage: Eukaryota; Metazoa; Chordata; Actinopteri; Cypriniformes; Cyprinidae.